This is a messenger RNA of Neohortaea acidophila, 1196 nucleotides long. Its product is annotated as putative zinc-binding oxidoreductase ToxD. The transcript is spliced from 6 exons. The record is from RefSeq and is a predicted model, not a curated record. Gene Ontology annotation, molecular function: oxidoreductase activity, acting on NAD(P)H. Bases 114 to 1178 code for a protein of 354 amino acids. NCBI's taxonomy places the organism in Eukaryota, Fungi, Ascomycota, Dothideomycetes, Mycosphaerellales, Teratosphaeriaceae.
CAAGCGGAGUAGCGUAGCUAACUACAUCACCGCACCUCACUCCCUCCAAUGCAACCCACUUCUAUUCAUCCCAUUCACCCUAACCCUCUUCAUUUCGACCCCUAGAAUACACAAUGCCACCCCAAACAAUGAAAGCCAUCAAAAUCCUCCCCGGCGAAAAGGCGGAACUCCAAGACGUGCCCUUCCCGCAACUCCGACCGGGCUACGUGCUGUGUAAGGUCAAGUGUGUGGCGUUGAAUCCGACGGAUUGGAAGCAUAUCGAUGGCGAUGGCGGACGAGCGGGAUCAACGGUGGGAAGUGAUUUUUGCGGAGUCGUGGAGCAAGUAGGCGACGGCGUGCAGCGGGAAUGGAAACAGGGCGAUCGCAUUGCGGCUUUUGUGCAUGGGGGGAACGAUACGCAUCCUGGCGAUGGCACGUUUGCGGAGUACUGUUUGGCGAAGGGGGAUGUGGCGAUGAAGGUACCGGACAGCAUCAGCGACGAGAAUGCAGCGAGUCUGGGCGUGUCGGUGAUUACGUGCGGACAGGCGUUGUAUCAGAGUCUGGGGCUUCCGCUGCCGGGGUCGGGGAAGAGUUAUGGGGGCUAUCUGCUUGUCUAUGGCGGCAGCUCGGGGACGGGCAUCUUUGCCAUUCAGUACGCUGUUCUGUCCGGCUGCAAAGUUGUAGCAACAGCAUCGGAGCGCAACUGGCCCCUCCUCAAAUCCCUCGGCGCGUCAGAAGUCUUCGACUACAAAGACCCCGACUGCGGCAAGAAGAUCCGCGAGUACACCAACGACUCCCUGACGCUCGCCCUCGACUGCAUCUCCGAAGGCGACUCGGCGCAAAUCUGCGAACAAGCCGUCUCCUCGCGCGGCGGCGCCAUCACAUAUUUGCUGCGCUCGGCACCGCACUCCCGCAAGGACGUCGUCAAGAAGCACACGUCGGGGUAUACGGUGUUUGGCGAGGCGUUCGACAAGCUGGGCGAGCAUGUGCCUGCGAAACCGCAGGAUUUCGAGCAUUGCAAGAAGUUUUGGCAGUUGACAGAGGAGCUUGUGGCGGAGGGCAGACUCAAGCCGCAUCCGAUGAAGGUUGGGGGUGAAGGGCUUGUGGGUGUGUUUGAUGGUAUGCAGCAGGCCAGAGAGGGGAAGGUUAGUGGGGUGAAGUUGGUGUAUCGCGUGGAGGAGACUCCUGGGCUGCGUUGAGAUGCGCGAUGGGAUCGG